This is a messenger RNA of Gymnodraco acuticeps, 3050 nucleotides long. Its product is annotated as target of EGR1 protein 1-like. Gene Ontology annotation, cellular component: Cajal body; cytoplasm. Gene Ontology annotation, molecular function: 3'-5'-RNA exonuclease activity; snRNA binding. Gene Ontology annotation, biological process: snRNA 3'-end processing. The record is from RefSeq and is a predicted model, not a curated record. Lineage: Eukaryota; Metazoa; Chordata; Actinopteri; Perciformes; Bathydraconidae. The coding region runs from base 1328 to 2056 and encodes 242 amino acids. The transcript has 4 exons.
UCUAAUAAUACUGUGCUUUAAGUUUAGUUUAGUUUUUUUUAAAGUAUGGCAGAUAAGUUUAAGUUUAUUAAGUGUAGAGAUACGUUUUUAGUGCCAAGCAUAAGUAUUAUGUGCUAAGUCUUUAGUUUUAAGUAUUUAGUAAUAAGUAUAAGUCUAAAGUGUUAAGAGUAAGUGUUUAGUUUAAGUUUUUAGUUAUAGUCAUUUGUUUGAAGUAUUUCAUAUUAAGUGUUACGUUUUUAGUGCCAAGCACAAGUAUUAAGUGUCAAGUCUUUAAUUUUAAGUAUUUAGUAAUAAGUAUAAAGUGUUAAGAGUAAGUGUUUAGUUUAAGUUUUCUGUUUAAGUACUAAGUUGAAGUAUUAAGUAUUUAGUGUUAAGAGUAAGUAUUUAGUAGUAAGUAUAAGUAUUUAGUGUUUAGUUUAAGUAUUUAGUAAUAAGUUUAAGUAUUUAGUAUUAAGAAUAAGUAUUUAGUGUUAAGAGUUAGUAUUUAGUUGAGUUAAGUUUACUUUCAUUGAUCUUAAUGUAUCUCACCACUGAUGAAUUGUCUUCCUCUGAAUCAGUUCCUGCUCCUCUGUUAACAGUCUUCUUACUCCAGCUUCAGCCUCAACAGCAACAGUUAUCACCUGCCAGAACACCUGCUCCACCCUCCAGCCUCCACCUGUUACUUCUACCAGACAAAACAUCAGCCUUGAGCUGCAGCCUGUGAGAUGACAGACUCCUCUCCACCUGCAGCCUCUGUCUCUCUGUUGCCUACAUCCUCUACCAGCAGCUUCAGCAUCAAACUGCUGCCUCACUCUUCACCUGCAGCCUCUGUCAGCAACCUGCAGCCAUCUCCUCCAACUGCACAUUCUGUUGAAUGGCUGAUGGCUGAACCUCCAUCUACAGCCUUUGCCAGUGCCUAUACCUCUCGAAGUGAACUGCUAUCCGAGCCUCCACCCACAGCCUCUGUCAGCAACCUGCAGCUUCCGCCUCCACCUGCAGAUUCCUACAGCCAUCUGAAGACGACCACUGGGGGAGUGGUCGUCUUCAGAUGAAGAUCCCCACAGAAAGCUGUGGCCAAACCUCCACCUACAGCCUCUAUAAGGAAACCUGCACAGAUGUUAUCCUACUGCCAUGUGGAGACCUGAGUGGAACAGCAAGGACCAGAGAAACACACGUGUUUUCAAACGUUGUGAAAGACUGAGCUCACACUCCUCAACAUGAACCUGACUGACUGUGAUGAUGCCUUCAUGAAACGAGAGAGCUCCACUGUACGUACAGUAUAGCAAUCUACCAGGAGCUGCUUCAGGGCCCUGAGGACAACUCCUUUUACAACAGCUCUGUUCCAGAGAUGCUUCCUCCUCCUCCACAUCCUCCACCUUCACCACCCCUCCUGCUCAUCGCCAGAACUAAGAGUGCCCCACCCCAUCUCAGCAACCACCACCAGUUUCUCCUGCAGCCACCGCCUAAGAGGAAGAGACGUAAAGAAAAAAGGAAAGGUAAAGGCGAGGCAGCGGAAGACGGUGCCCCUCAACACAAAAUCCCCCACAUGGCGGUGGAUCUGCAAGAAACGCCAGAUGAGAAGCAAGGGGCCGAGUCAUCCUCAGAAAAAGGGUCUCUAAUGGACACCCAACAGAAUGAACGAGAGAAAACAGACAUCGAGGGGAACGGAGUGAGCCAAGACAACACACUUGAAAUAACACCCACUACUGAUGACAACGCAAAAACCAACACAAAUGGUGGUGAAGAAAGCAGAACAAAAGAUGGAGGAAGUGAAAAAUUAAGCGAGAAAUCGUCCAAGACUGAGCAGAAGAAGAACGCCGACUCAGGAUCGCACCGUGCCGGGUUCGACGCCUUUAUGACGGGAUACAUUUUUGCCCAUUCAUGUACCCUGAACAAGAAGAAAGGAGUGGAAGCUGUAGGGAAGGAGGAGGAAGAGGAGUCCUGGGUUCCUUCGUGUCUCAAUAAGGUCUACCUCAGCGGUAAAUCUGCUCCUCUCAACGUGGUUAAAAGCACCUUCUCCAAAUCAUCCAAGGCCCAUGUGGCGAAGAUGGAGAUGGUUUGGGGAAAGAAAGUGUAGUGUCCACACUUGAACACAGUAUUUAAGUGUUUAUAUUAGGGCUGCAACUAAUUAUUAUUUUAAUUAGUAAUCUGCAGAUUACUUUUACGAUAAACUGUUUGUUCAAUAAAUUGUCCAAAAAUAAUAAAAAAGGAACAACCUCAAAAGACUCAAAGUCCAAGUGAUUCAAUGUUUUGUUGAGUCCAAACCUAUGGUCCAAACCCAAAGAUGUUGACUUUAAUAUAAUAUUUAACAGAGAAAAGCCAAGAUCUAAAAACUGCAUUUUCUGGCAUUUUUUCCAUGGAUAAUUACUUAAAGGAUACAUCAAUAAUCAAAGAAGUUGGUAUUUUUUUCUCUGGAUGCACCUAUUGAUUGGUCAAUUACUAGUUACAACUCCAAUGUACAUGUGCAGGUUCAAUAUCAAUAAUUGUUUAGCCUGCCAACAGUUUGGCUCAACUAUUUGAUGGACAGUGCUGAACCCCAGAGGGAUGGGUAGAUCCCCUUCCUCUGUCACUAUGAGGUUGACCAUUUCUGUUUUUAGUGACACAUUUUGACAAUUAUUGAAUAGAUUGGCUUGGAAUUUGGUCCAUGCCCCCCCCCCCCCCUCCCUCAGGAUGGAUGGAUUUAAAAAGUAAUCCCUAACUAGGGAACCAGGAUUUUGUGUUGAUUUUCAUUUGCCAUGUUUUAAGAAUGAUGGAAUAGGGGGUCAGUUUGCUUGUGGAACAACCUUUCAGUCUGGCAGUGUUGAAAUGUAAGUCUGUUUCUCAUGCUCUAUACUGUUUUUAUUUCUUUGUAAGACUUUUGUACAUUUUUACCUACUAUUAAUAGUAUUAAAGACGGUAAUAAAGUGCAAUUCAGUGGCAGCUGUUUUGAUCAAGCCAGGUAUUGUUUCUUAAGUUUCUCUGGAAAGAGCCAGAUUCUUGAUUUGCAUUCAUUCUUCAUUUUAGAUGUUUGUAUAAUUACCUUUUACAGGAGUUACCUUUUGAAAAAAUAAAUGUAUGCUCUUUAAAAAUGA